Molecule: messenger RNA, 821 nt
Organism: Aspergillus candidus
Lineage: Eukaryota; Fungi; Ascomycota; Eurotiomycetes; Eurotiales; Aspergillaceae
Exons: 1
Coding region: 84-821 (245 amino acids)
Source: RefSeq, a predicted model, not a curated record
CUUUCAUCAAUGAUAUCUUCAUUCUAUCAGCCCACUUCAACUUGAACUACGUAUCUUUCUUCGUUGCAAUCGAGAAUCUCAAUAUGACGCAAAACGCGCUGUUUCAACGUGAAGGGACGUUCGAUGAGAAUGCUCAGAAAGUAAAAAAGCAAUGGGAGUCUUAUACGGCCUCACCGGAAGUCGAAUCUAAUGACCGAAAGAACUGGGCGGUGCCCUAUCUGAUGCUCCGCGAGCGUGGCUUCGCUUACCUACAGCGACGACGUCGCUUGAUUGAAGAGCGAGACGCUUUAUACAGUACUGCAAAACUUUCUACUAGACAGCGUCCUUUCUCGGUCAUUGCAAUCGUUAGAUCGGCUUUGCAGAGACAUCCCCCGAAAAGGGUAGGGGCCGAUGACAAGAAACUACCGAGCUAUGAGACCGCCUGCAAGGAUGCAGCAGCUCGGAUGGAUCAAAAAAUCCAGCAGCUACUGGAAAGUUACUGGAAAACGCGCAAAAUCUUGUGGGACAUGGACUCGGAGAUAGUACGGUCACAAAGUAUGGCGAAAAUCAAGACAGUGUGGAACUGGUAUGAUCCGGGUGGUCGUCUCUAUGCUUGGGUCUUGGACUGUUUGGAAUGUGCGAGCACGGGGGGUUGCUGCGGACGGGACUGUGGCUGCUGUGAAAAACCACUUAUUACCUACAGGGAGCCCAUGAAACGGCAUGUUGCGGAAAGCAGAAAGCUCGUUGGGGUUUAUGGUCAUUGCACGGCCGAGUGCCCUUGCUGUAUUCGCGUCCGAGGGCGAUACCACCCCCAUCCGCGCCUUCCACCUCUAGAUGUCUGA